Molecule: messenger RNA, 1618 nt
Organism: Lynx canadensis (Canada lynx)
Lineage: Eukaryota; Metazoa; Chordata; Mammalia; Carnivora; Felidae
Product: casein kinase II subunit beta-like
Cellular component (GO): protein kinase CK2 complex; cytoplasm
Molecular function (GO): protein kinase regulator activity
Source: RefSeq, a predicted model, not a curated record
CACAGACCCCUGCACACACCAUGUCUACUGACCAUAGAGUUCUUCAAAAGCUUCAGCUCUAGUGGAAAUAGCAUCAGGUCAUUUUUAACAUAGCACACCUGGUUAAACUCAGCACACUCUGGCCAAAGUCCAAACACUUCCUACUAGAGACAAGGAGAAACUAUAGAGGACUGACGUGAGGGAAGGAACAGCCAAAACACAGCAGCAGAAUGCACACCACAUAUACCAGGCAUACCUCCUGAAGUGGUAGGCCCUGGAAAGUAUAUGACCUUUUCUUUAUAAAGCUGUUUCUCUCAGGAGCAGGAAACAUAAUGGAAAGGUCUUGUCCAGGAAUCUAAUCAAAACAGAUAUAAGUAAUAUGCCUCAUCCAGAAUGUAAAACCUCAAUCAUAAGGAUACUAGCUGGGCUUGAUAAAAGCAUAGAGGACACCAGGGGAGUCCCUUAUCUCAUAGAUAAAAGACCUAAAAAGUAGGUGAAAAUGAAAAAAUGCAGUAACAGAUUUGAAACUAACUGGAUGUAAUGACCACAAGGAAGGAAGAAGCAGAGCAAUGAAUAAAUGAUAUAGAAGAUAAAGUUAUGAAAAAUAAUGAAGCCGAAAAGAAGAGGUUAAGAUAAUUUUUGGAUCACAACUAUAGACUUAGGGAACUCAGUGACUCCAUAAAGUGUAAUAACAUUUGGAUCAUAGGAGUCCCAGGAGAAGAAGAAGAGAGGGAAAAAGGGACAGAAGGUUUAUUUGAGAAAAUUAUAGCUGAAAGCUUCCCCUAAUCUGGGAAGUAAACAGACAUCGAAAUCCAGGGGGCACAGAGAACUCCCAUCAAAAUCAACAAAAUCAAGCCAACAUAAAGACAUAUCAUAGUUAAAUUUGCAAAAUAUAAAGAAAAAAAUCCUAAGAGCAGCAAGAGAAAAAGGGGUCCCUAACUUAUAAGGAAAGACAAAGUUAGCAGAUUUCCACAGAAACUUGGCAGGUCAGAAGGGAAUGGCAUGAUAUAUUCAGUGUGCUGAAUGGGAAAAAUAUGCAGCCCCAACCAGAGUGACCUGAUUGAACAGGACGCUGAGAUGCUUUAUGGAUUGAUCCAUGCCCACUAUAUCUUCACCAAUCAUGGUAUUGCCCAGAUGUUGGAAGAGUACCAGCAAGGAGACUUCGGCUACUGUUUCCGUGUGUACUGUGAGAACCAGCCAAUGCUUCCCAUCAGCCUUUCGGACAUUCCAGAUGAGGCCAUGGUGAAGCUCUACUGCCCCAAGUGCAUGGAUGUGUACACACCCAAGUCAUCACGGCACCAUCACAUGGACAGUGCCUACUUCAGCACCGAUUUCCCUCACAUGUGCUUCAUGGUGCACCCCAAGUACUGGACAAAGUGGCCUGCCAACCAGUUUGUGCCCAGGCUCAACAGUUUCAAGAUCCAUCCAAUGGCCUACCAGCUGCAGCUCCAAGCUGCCAACAACUUCAAGAGCCCAGUCAAGAUUAUUUGCUGAUUCCUCACCCCACCUGUCCUUUAGCCUUUAACAUUUCCAUUCCUUUGCUGCCACCCCUUCAGGAACUCUUUAUGGUUUUUAGUUUAAAUUAAGAGGAUCAUUAUUGUGGUGGGAAUAUGAAGUAAAGUGGAAGAAAAGGCAAAAA